Messenger RNA from Knipowitschia caucasica, 360 nucleotides. The record is from the annotation of a GenBank genome assembly. NCBI's taxonomy places the organism in Eukaryota, Metazoa, Chordata, Actinopteri, Gobiiformes, Gobiidae.
AUGGCUUUCAAAGACUCUGGAAAAGCACCUGUGGAGGCUGAGGUCGCCAUUCACCGCAUCAGAAUCACUUUGACCAGCCGCAAUGUGAAGUCACUGGAGAAGGUCUGUGCAGAUCUGAUCCGUGGAGCUAAGGAGAAGAACCUCAAGGUGAAGGGUCCAGUCCGUAUGCCGACUAAGACCCUGCGCAUCACCACCAGAAAGACUCCCUGCGGUGAAGGGUCCAAAACCUGGGAUCGUUUCCAGAUGAGGAUCCACAAGCGCCUCAUUGAUCUGCAUAGUCCAUCUGAGAUCGUCAAGCAGAUCACCUCCAUCAGCAUCGAGCCCGGUGUAGAGGUCGAAGUCACCAUUGCUGACGCAUAA